Strongyloides ratti is the source of this 1851-nucleotide messenger RNA. RefSeq names its product Sodium-and chloride-dependent creatine transporter 1. The coding region runs from base 1 to 1851 and encodes 616 amino acids. The record is from RefSeq and is a predicted model, not a curated record. The transcript is spliced from 2 exons. Lineage: Eukaryota; Metazoa; Nematoda; Chromadorea; Rhabditida; Strongyloididae. Gene Ontology annotation, biological process: sodium ion transmembrane transport. Gene Ontology annotation, cellular component: membrane.
AUGGCUCUUGAAAAUGAGCGUAAUAAAAACGAAUUAUCCUCUGAUGAAGUUGAAAUAAAAUUUGUUCCUGUAAGAGAUUCACCAGAUAAUAUAAAAUUGGUUGAAAAAGAUGAUACUAAACGUGGACAAUGGUCUGGACCAUUUGAUUUUUUAAUGAGUAUGAUAGCAUAUGCUGUUGGUUUAGGUAAUGUUUGGCGUUUUCCAUAUUUAUGUUUUAAAAAUGGUGGUGGAUCAUUUCUUGUUGCAUAUGGAAUAUUUUUUGUUCUUGGUGCUGUACCAAUUUUUAUUAUGGAAGUUACCGUUGGACAGUAUCUUCAAAGAGGAGCUAUGGAAAUGUGGAAUAUGUGUCCAAUAUUUAAAGGUGUUGGUAUUGGAAAUGUUGUAAUAGCUUUUAUGUGUAUAGCAUAUUUUUGUGUCAUUGUUGCAUGGGCAAUGUUUUACAUGAUAAGUUCAUUUAAUUCAACUUUUCCAUGGGAAACAUGUAAUAAUUGGUGGAAUAAUGGACAAUGUAUUACAGGAAAUGAAAAUAGUACAACACUUCAAACACUUAUUUCAAAUUUAACAAAUUAUAGUUUAAAAACAGAGACAUCUGUUGAACAAUUUUGGGAAAGAAGAGUUCUUCAACAAACUGAUUCAAUAUCUGAAUUUGGUGGUAUCCAAUGGGAAUUAUUUGGUCUUAUGUUAUUGGCAUGGAUUAUUGUUUAUUUUGCUUUAUGGAAAGGAAUAACACAAGCACGUAAAUUUGUCUACUUCUGUGCACUAUUUCCAUACUUUUUAUUAUUUGUACUACUUAUUCGUGGUUUAACAUUACCUGGAGCAAUGACUGGUAUCUCAUUUUACUUAACACCUAAUAUGACAAAACUUCUUGAUACAACAGUUUGGAAAGAUGCUGGAACUCAAGUAUUUUAUUCAUAUGGUGUUGGUUUUGGUGCUUUAAUAGCUUUAGGAUCUCAUAAUAAAUUUAAUCAUAAUUGUUUCCGUGAUGCUUUUGUAAUGUGUUUUAUUAAUGGUUCAACAAGUAUUUUAGCUGGAUUUGUAGUAUUUUCUAUUCUUGGAUAUAUGUCAGUAAUUGCAAAUAAAGAUAUUGCUGAAAUUGUUAAACCUGGUGUUGGUUUAGCAUUUCAAGCAUAUCCAGAAGUUGCCUCAAAUUUACCUAUGAAACAAGUAUGGGCUGUUUUAUUUUUUUUGAUGAUAGUUAUACUAGGUUUAGAUAGUCAAGUUUGUAUGAUGGAAGGAUUAUUUACUGCUCUAGAAGAUGCAUUUCCAACUGUUUUAAGAAAACAUAAAAAAAUAUCAUUAGGUAUUACAUGUCUAGGAUUUUUUAUACUUGGAAUUCCAAUGGUUUCAUUUGGUGGAGCAUAUUGGUUAACAUUAGUUGAUGGAUAUGGUGCAUCAGGAAUAGCUUUAUUAUUUGUUGUAUUCUUUGAAGUUGUUGGUUUAUCAUGGGGUUUUGGUGCUGACAAAAUUCGCCAUGCAUUACAUGAAAUGAUUGGAAUUAAAACAGGUAUUAUUUGGAAUAUAAUUUGGAAAUUUUGUUCACCUCUCGUUACAUUAUUACUUUUUAUAUUUUGCCUUGUUAUGUAUCAUCCAUUAAAAUAUCCUACUGGUGAAAAUUUUCCUGUUUGGGCAGAAGUUUUUGGUUUUAUAUUAUCAUCAUGCUCAAUGCUUGUCAUCCCUGGAUACGCAAUUUAUUACUUAUUCUUUAAAAAGUCUGGAUUGACAUUUAAAGAAAAAAUACACUGUGGUUUUCAUCCACCAGCAAAUGCUUUUGAUCAUAUACAAAAACACUAUCAACCAGGAGAAGAAAUGGAUUACAUUGAUUCGGAACAACGUAAGAGAAUUGCCCUUUAA